Cololabis saira (Pacific saury) is the source of this 3611-nucleotide messenger RNA. RefSeq lists its product as uncharacterized. The transcript is spliced from 5 exons. The coding region runs from base 294 to 1049 and encodes 251 amino acids. The record is from RefSeq and is a predicted model, not a curated record. Lineage: Eukaryota; Metazoa; Chordata; Actinopteri; Beloniformes; Belonidae.
AGGAAGCGAAAGCGCUACAUUUCCGCUGCUGCAGCCACAAAGGGGCAAGUCGAGGAAAAAAAAAACAUAAAAGAAAAAAUGUGGACAGUAAGAAGAAGUACACACUGAAAUCGGGCUAAAGGGACCGUCCGUCGGGGCCUACACUUUAUUCUCCGCUUUAGACAUUUCGUUGCUAGGCGACCCGUUCAUACUUAACGGAGACCUGACGGGUAUUUAAGGGUCGUUUCGAGGUGAACGCGUCCCGCCCUUUCUACGAGGGUUCUUUCCAUCUCCCGAGGUGUUUUCUCCUAGAGAUGGGGGCGAGAGCCAGCCGUCUGCAGGAGGACCCCGUCCCCAUACCCAUCCCGGUCUCGCCCUUCGGCAAAGACGCCGCCGCGGCUGUGGCGAAGCGGGACUCGUGCCGGCGAGCCCGCUGCCCGGCCAGGCCCACCAGUCUCGUGGUCGACUUCUCCGUCAGCUUCGACGACGCGGAGGCGAACCAGAGCCGCUCCGAGGAGGAGGAGGGCAGCCCCAGCCCCAGCCCCAGCCCCGAUAAGCCGGAGGAGGAGGAGGAGGGGGCGGCCACGGAGGCUCCGGCCGACCCGGAGCAGCAGCAGCAGCAGCAGUCCGAGCAGGAGACCGGCUCAGGCCGCACGCCGCACCGCACUUUCUCCGAGCGGCUCCCCGGGAACCGACACUCGUCCGCCCGCAGCGCCGGCAGCGCCAGGUCCGCCCGGGUCCGCGGCUCGCACCAGCGGCCGGUGUCCGAGGCGUGGAUCGGCCUCUACCGCGUCAACAACCGCCAUGGCAAUAUCCGCUGCCCUUUCUGCUCAAAGCCUUUCCCAGGGGGUCGGAUCGAGGAUCACCUGUUGAACUGCCUCACAUCUCCUCCCUUACCGUACAAUACUGAUGUGCUCAAUAAAGACAGUGGCGAGUGUUCUAUCUGUUUGGAAGAUCUAGUACAGGGGGAGACGAUUGCCAGGCUGGCUUGCCUCUGCAUCUACCACAAGAGCUGCAUUGACUCCUGGUCCAAGGUGAAGCCUUGCUGCCCUGAACAUCCCUUUGAUUGACUCACAGGUCACAUGUAUUCAGCACAGUGGCCAACUUGACUCAGGAGACUACAGUGAACCCCAAUACAAUCCUAAUAAAUGUGUAAUUGAACAAACAAAAGUCCACUUUCCCUCUGAGAUGCUAAUAUUUGAGUGGAGAACAAACGAUCCUAGGAGGAGGUUACAGUUUAGUGCGACCUGACGCUCCGCUUGGAUCCAUUUAAUCUCAAUCCAGAAGUUUUCUCAUGAAACGCCAACAGUAAAACCGGCUGCUCCUUUUAAUCUGCUGUGGAGACUUUUGUUGGGACGGAAGUGCUGGGGUUCCCGAUCUCCUUUGUGGACUUGAAUAGUGGAGCGUAAAUUAUCAUCCCAAAAUGACGGAACUUGCCCUUGAACAAUGAUAAACUUGUGGAUGGAAAAAGUUGUCCUUACUGUGACUGGCUCCUCUCCCGUGUGUCUUUUUAUUUUCUCUCCCUCCUGAUGGAAUCGCUUGUUUUUAUCAAGUAUUUUUCGCAAAAAGAGUAUUGCUCCAUGUCAUACUGGGGACGAAUGUUUCCUUUCCUCAGCUCCCCCCUAAAGAACCAACCUCAGUUCUGAAAAUGCAAACUGUUGCAACAUCAGCGUUGCGGUCUUAUUUUCAAUCAGUUUGAGGGCUUGUUUUUGGUCGGUGGGCACUGGCGUGACCGUUUUUCAGCUUUCUUUUAUUUUUUUUUUACCUGUAGACAUUUCUGGGGAAGUUUGGGGCCCCCCCCCCCUCGGUAGGUCGGUUUCCCAUUGAUGGUUGGAAAGCGCUGAGUUAAACAUGCUGCUACUUGGUGAGAGUUUCGGAAAGUGUUUGGUGUUAGUAGCGCCAUGUUGGCACCAACUUGAGCACUUUUGUCUAUCAAGGCUUUUUUACUUUUAAUUUUUUUUUCUUUUCACCUUUGCGUAAGGCCUGGGAUAACAUUUAGUGUGUUUGGGUGUGUUUGUAAAUGUGUCUUCAGAAGACGACCAGGGAUUAAACAUGUCCCAAGCAUGGCAGAAAAAAACAACAAAAGUACUAGUCCAUGGUUGUGUAUGUUAAGUGUGUGUUUACUGUAAAUUGCCCAGAUGUCUGCUUGGUCAAGCGGGUUUUUACUUUUCAAAGCUAAUUUCUAAUCACGUUAACGCUGGCAAGCAUCCUCUUACAUGUUGAGUUUGGUACUUAAACGACGUUUGGGCUCUCGUCCAAACACUCUCUGGGGUGUAGUCCGGACUUUUCGGACCAGGUCCCCAGUGACAGUUUUUGCCAUCUGGUUACUGCUAGUUCAGGGAGGGAUAAAGGGAUGGAUGGAUGGAUGGUCUGAGGGAUGUAUAUGUGGGGCAUGUUUACACCAUGUGGCAUCUGCCUCUCUUCUCAGCACUGCAGGCUAUGGACAGCUGAUGGUUAAUUAUUACAUUCAAAGCCCCACCCCCUUUAUCCCUGUCAUAUUAUUUUAAGGAUUUUAGCUACGAUAUUCUGACAUUUCUUAUAAUUACUGCUAAAUGUGUUCAAUGGCUUUCCUUUGCCUUUUUUUGUGUGUGUGAUGAUUGCCUUUGUUUGGUGACGGGGAUUCUUGUGCAAGCAGGUAUUUUGUAGUGUUUCAUGGCUUGAACGAAGGUGUAGGCCCCGCAGUAAGGCUGCUCAACAGACAUCGUCUAACUUAGGUUGUGCUCAGGCCAGUGGAAAGAACAUAAACAUGAAUCGGUUGCUUUUGCCAUCCGCUCUAAAGUUGAGGGAGUUACAUAUGUUAAACUCUCAGAGCUGCAGUGGUACAGAUCAGGGGAUCAGACAUGCAUUGUGCUGGUGGUUGUUCACCACAGCCGCUCUGUUUUUGUUUUCUCUUCUGAUCCCUGGUGUUGUGCAGUCUCCAACUUGCCCCGCCAGUAGUGGGCAGCCCUGUGCAUGUUUCUCAUAUUAUUAUAAUAUAUUUAUAGAUAUAUAUACGGUAUAUAUAAAUACAUAUUGGAGAAUAGGAAAAAAAAUGCCAAAAGUCUCUCUGUGCAUUUGGAGCAUGGGGUGACGGCGUGCAGAAGACGAGGUGCAUUGAUCAUUAGAUGUUACAUUUUCUGUGGUGACAAGUUAUGAUGUUGUAUACUUUAGCUGGGUGGGGUGGGGGUGUAUGUGUAUGCUUGGGGAUGUCCCUGGAUGGAUUGACGACAAAGACAGCAGACAAUCCCAAGCCCUACAUUACUUUGAUUUACUUUCUGAACCCCCCCCCCCCCCUAAGCUGUGUGGUGCAAUACCUCGAUUUUUACCAAUGCUAGCUAAAUGCUCCAUGUAAACUGGUAUUUUGUAUAAAUGUUUUUCAAAAUAUUGGUUUUGAAUCACGCGGCUCUCUCUGCCCUGUGGUUUGAGACUGUGUACUGGAUGAGAAUGUUUGAAGGGUCACCACAGCGGUAUCUACAGCUCCAACAUAUGGACAAUCUGCCUUUACUCUGGUAUAAAAGCAAAUUGAAUUUUAUUUAUUAAAUUGUAAAUAUGUAAUGCAAUUCAAGAAAAUGGCUCGGUCCUUGUUUGUUCAAUAUACUGUUUCUAAAUUCCAAUCUUUUGUAUGUCUCAGAAAUUGUUUUUAUAUGUAUUUU